CAUAACCUCACUUUUUGAUAUUAGUAGGAUUAGUGGAUGAAUAUUGGAGUGCAGACACACGGCGCCAUCUUGUGGUGGAUAGCGUGUGAGUGAGUUUGGAAGCUAGUGGUGGAAACUGUUUUACCGUUCGCGGCGCCAUCUUGUGGUGGAGCUUGAACUGAUAAAAAAGUCUGAGCGGGAUUCGAACCGGCGGUGCCUCGAGCGUCGGAUUGUGAAUCCAACGGUUUAGCAACUAAGCUACAGGGAGGCACACAGUAAAGUAGUAAAUUAAGGGGUAGAAAUGGAGUGUGUUCUUCGAGGCGAUAAUUGAAUAUUUGAGAUUUGAACGAAUAGAUGGUUACGUUGUUGAAAGAUUGGAUUUAUCCUCAGUGGAAUGUGGAUUUCUGUAAUUUUCCAUACUAAUUAGUUCAUAAUGUUAAUAGUUGAGCGUGUUUUAUUUGAAUUGAGUAAUGUGUGUGUGUGUGUGUGUGUGUAUAUUUGCAUGAUCUCAAUGAAUGAAUGUACUGGGGGUGUCUCAUGAUAAUCAAGGAUAUGUAUGGAAUUUUGGCAUUCAAUGUGAUAUGAAAAUGAAAAAGCAAAUUACACUUUUUAACUAGGUAGCUAAUGCUUUUCGCUGUGGGAUUAUAUGAUUCAUUGCCGAGGAAAAUAUUUUAGGAUUCAGACAAAGCCAUUCGUAAACAAACAUUGUCUGAAAGCAGAAUUGCGAUUUUGUUGAAGGAAUUUUUUUUUCAUGUCAACAACAAGCAUGUGAGAUAUAUCGGGAAUGGAAAUAUGGUGACAUAUCGAUUUGCAUCCGCAUUCGAGACAAUCUAAACAACAACAGCUGAGUAUCAUCCAAGUUGAUUAGAAAGCAGUACCGGACUCAGUCAAAAGGCAAACCGAUGAUUGCAGAAUCACGACCUGACAAUAAAAUUUAGAGAUUAAUUUGAUUAUAAUAUAACUUCAAGAUGUAUAAGUCGACUGUGAAAAUUUUACCGAAUUCCCGAACUGAAGACUUCGAAACCCGACUUGAAAAAUUAGUCAUACAAAAAGCCAAAGAUCCUUGCUUCCUGAAUCAGAUCACAUACGAAUCUAGGCUAUCAACCUUUGAUAAUUGGUCAAAAUGUAUGAAACAAAAACCCUCACAAUUAGCUGCCUCAGGAUUAUACUAUACUGGUGCUGGUGAUCAAACCAUGUGUUUUUACUGCGGAGGAGGCCUUGAAGAUUGGAGUGAGGAUGAUGAUCCUUGGGAACAGCAUGCCCUUUGGUUCCCCAAAUGUAAUUUUUUAUUGUUGAAAAAGACUCCAGCAUUCGUUGAAGCAGUUCAUGAAAAAUAUAAGAGUUUAUUGUCUAGCAAAAAGGAUGCGAUUAACGAGAUUUCGAGUACUGAAUCAGAGCAAAGCGUCACUUUAUGUAAAAUUUGUUUCAAAGACGAGUUGGCUAUCGUUUUUUCACCUUGUGGGCAUAUGGUGGCUUGUACCGAUUGUGCUUCAGCGUUCAAAGAGUGCCCAGUGUGUCGAAAAAAACAUUCAAGCAACAGUACAUGCAUUCCUAUCAUAAUAAAGUAAAACAUACAUUUUUCAAUAUGUGAGUUUAUUUUUUGGAAUAAAAUCCUGUUCAUACACAUUAGAUUUGUCAUUAACAUUCCAUGUGAUUUUUUCCCAACAUAUGAGAUUAUCUGCAACUACAAUAUUGAAAAACUAUUGGGAUAAGCUCUUUUGUUUCUGCAUAGCAGUCAACUCUCAAAUGU
Molecule: messenger RNA, 1729 nt
Organism: Harmonia axyridis
Lineage: Eukaryota; Metazoa; Arthropoda; Insecta; Coleoptera; Coccinellidae
Product: E3 ubiquitin-protein ligase XIAP-like
Exons: 1
Coding region: 948-1547 (199 amino acids)
Source: RefSeq, a predicted model, not a curated record